UCGAGGUGUUCCAUUCGCUUUGAAAUGAAGAAAGCUACUGAAGCAAACGCUAGCGAUGGCAAAGCUCUGCCUUGUCAAGUGCUAUGUAAAUAUGAGCUCAGACAGAAUUUAGUCCAUGAUUUUGUAUCAUAUACAAACGAUGGCAAUUGUAUAUCGUUGAUGGGCUCCAAGGCGGAGCUAGUUACUCUCGAAUUAAGCUGCAAGCUAAGCCAUCACCUGCCCUUUCCGUAUGUCGUGACCAGCUGGAAAUGUGAAAACAAAAUACGACCACUGGACCUGCUAGCGGAACAGGUGAAUCUCCAGUCUAUCUACGAAAGCUGCAAUGUGCUGGAGCAGCAACACAUCAGUCUGGAUUCCGUGUACACAGCAAUCUAUUCACAGGAUGUGCCCGUGCCCAAUCGCAUUGCCGCCAAGCUGGCCGACCACCUGUUGCCCGAUGGGCAAAUGCUAAUGGCCACCUUGAACAGCUAUGGUGCACUACAUUUGUUGACUAAGCCGACAGAGCAAGGUGUUUGGAAAAACUACCAGAAUGGUCUCGAUGUGGUCGCCACUCUUCGGGACAAACUGCAACCCCCAUAUGAAGUUCCAGCUGCAAUGAUCAAGACAUUUCGACACUAUCAGGCAUACAUGGAUCGCAGUUGGAUAACCAUGCUCGCUUGGCGACCAGUAGAAGCCGGAAAAUAUGGACUCGUCCUGGGCACAGCUGCCGGCAGCAUUUGGACGUUGACUUUAUGCAACAAUGCAUCCACGAUUUUGGUCCAUAGUGAACUGCAGACACUUCUCGGACGCAUUUGCUUUAUGCAGAGCUACGAGGAUCUGCUGCUUGUGAGCGACAACAAUGGUCUAGUGCAUCUCUACAGAUUCAGUGCGACCGAGGGAGAGGGUCUAUGCUUGGUCAAGACUCUUUGGCUGCGCCCGGAUCACCUGGGCCUGCAACAGGCUGCGAUUACGCACUGUCCGACAAGAGAUUGCUAUUAUAUAGCCUGCUGCAAGGCAGCGCAUUUGCUCAUCUGGUGCAUGCCGAGGCAGGCAAGUGGCAAGUGGUUGGAGACCCGGCUGCACGUAGGUGGCAUGAAGAUCACAGGUUUCUGCGCCGUCGCGAACAAUAAAUACGCUUUGGUCACCGCACGCGGACAGCUUUGCCUGGUCGAGCUCAGCCACAAGCCCGGCCAGCUGAGCACAAGCAUACGCUCGGUCAACAUCGACGAUGCGGAGAACAAACUGCCAAUAGGCCUAUGGUGCAGUCCCAACAAGAACCUCAUUACCAUCCUCUCCACCCACAACAAAGAGUCUCUGUUAAACAAGGCAAUACGCCGUAAUCUGGUAAACGCACAAGUGUGCAGAAUAGAAGAAAGCAAUGCAUUGGCACAGCUAGAUCGCUGCCUCACGCCUACUGUGUCCAUGAACAGCUAUAAGGAUCUGUUGGUGGAAGUACGUUUGGAUAUCUAUCAAAGGACCAAGCUGGAUGAGUAUCUCAGCUAUGCGCCAAUCGAAGGCUUCGCCUUUGAGAAUGUGGCCACAGAGACACGGCUGCAGCAGCUACAGCUCAAGUACCACGUCUUGGACGCUAUAAUUACAAUACAGCGUGAUCAACGCAAUCCAUAUCUCCUCGAGCAAAUCGAACAGGAAUUUCACCUUCUGUUGAACAUGAUUGAGCUGACACAUAUGCGACUGCGUCUUCAAUACUUGAGCGAGCAAAAGGAGCUGACAGCAUUCCAGCGGCAGUCAGCGCAGUGUCAACUGGCAGCCAGUGAACGAAUUCGACAGCAGCUAAAGCAGCAGCUCCUGGGUGAUAAAGCGUCACAUGUGGCUACCAAGAGUGCGCUUCUUGUUGAAACGGAGGAGUACUUUGAGCAGCUGCAGGUGAAGCUCAAUAUGAAGGAGAUACAGAUAACAAUGGAGGAUCCAAACCUUCUAUGCGCGAUCUCCUAUAUGCAGCUGAGUCCUACGCUGGAACGUCACUACUGCACGCUCUGUGGACGUCAGGUUUUGCUGGAAAAGCAGCUGCUUCUUGAGCUGUACCCGCCCGGCAGCACGCUACUGUGUCCCUACUGUCAUGGUAGCUACGACUUGGAGUUAUUGGAUGCAUAAACUUGAACAGUGCCUUCUAAAUUUCAACACCAAAUCAAUGCCGCAAGCUUCAAUU
This is a messenger RNA of Drosophila navojoa, 2146 nucleotides long. RefSeq lists its product as uncharacterized. The record is from RefSeq and is a predicted model, not a curated record. NCBI's taxonomy places the organism in Eukaryota, Metazoa, Arthropoda, Insecta, Diptera, Drosophilidae. Gene Ontology annotation, molecular function: protein binding.